CGAAAAUAAAAAGUCGCAGCCUAAAUUUAUCGAAUUCCGCGCUCGACGCAGAGACAAGAGCUCACCUGCAUAGGUAAAAGAGCCGCGACGCGACCAAAUUUCUAUCAAAACUACCUUCUGAAGACUUCAACGUUAGUGUAUUAGCAGAACCAACGUUACUUUCGUUAUUAGUAUUUUAGUGUGUUGCCGCGAAUAAUGUUGAAGUGUCCGUUCGCAAUUGGAAUUUAAUAAAGGAACAUGACAGUACACUGAUUACUUUUAAUAUUACAAAUAUAAAUAACGUUAGAUUUACAAUACGAUGGGUGCUAAAAGUGAAAUUAAUUUAUUUAACUUUUCCAGUUUAUUUUUCUUGUUAUUUUUUAUUGGACACAUUCAACAGAGCGACGCUCAGCUUACGAGUACGGAUUUUUUACCGCAAGUGACGGCAACAUGCAAAACGGGACACAUGAGCAUACGGGUAGCUUUCAAUAGCAGUUUUUCGGGAGCCGUGCACGCGAGGGAGUUCAGGACGCCGGCAUGCAUGGUUCAGGGGGAUGGAAGCAAACUAGUCACUUUGGACGUUAAUUUGUUCGCGCCUGUUGAUUCUCCAGAAUAUUGUGGACUACUCGUUAAUAAUAAAACCGAAGAACGAUCUAUUUCAAUUGCGGUGCGAGUGCAUCGAACACUAGAACUGGCAGAAGACAAACUAUACGUCAUCACGUGCGGCAAGGCGGGAUAUCGAAAUGCAAACAACGAAACGUCCCAAGUUUCGCUUAGAUUAUUAGAAGGCGACAAAAAAAUUGUACAAGCGGUGUACAGCAGACCAUACACGUUGCGAGUAACGGUCUCGAGACCAGACGGCAUACACGGAUUCAAAGUAAAAUCUUGUUUCGCUUUCAACAAACCGAACGACAAUGUGGCCCUUAUCGACGAUCGAGGAUGUUCCGACGAUCCUAAAGUAAUCGAGGAGUUUGUUUAUGAUGAAAAAACAGGAAUUGCCGAUGCGAAAUUGAACUCGAUGUUCAGAUUUGCUGAAGGAUCUGAAGUUCACUUACAAUGUGACAUUGGGCUAUGUAGAGGGCCAUGCCAACAACCCAUUUGUACUCCGGGUGCAGUACAAUCUAGAGCGUUAGAAGCAGAGGAAGGUCCUUUGAUGGCGGCUACCACCGUGUUUGUACUAGAUCCAAGCGAAGCUCCCAUCAUUCAAGGAUUGUGUGACGAUGGCGUACAUCCCUCUUGGUUACUAUGGCUUUGCAUAGCGUUAGGGAUCUUGUUUCUUAUCAUGUUAAUAAUCAAUAUCUUCCUGUGUUCAGCAAUGACCUGUGCUUGCGCACGAACAGAAAUUGUUGAAAAGGAACCAAGCAUCAUAGAAGAUUAUGACCCGUACAGAUCGUGGCAUGGAAGUCAAUACGGAUCACGAUAUUCCCUUAAUGGAGCACCUCAAAAUCCAAAAGGAUACACCUCUGGUGGUUCGACCAUGAAUUCUACAAGAUCUGUCUCAUCUCAUAGUGAUCAUUAUGCCAUAGUGCAUUCGAGACCGGGCAGUCGAUAUAAGAACAGAGGACCUCCAUCUCAUAUAGGAAGCCAUUACAGUGGCAAAUAGAUUAAUUUUCUGUAAUAUAACUUUAGAAUAGACCGUGCUAUGUAAUCUAAGUCUAACACACUCUUUCUUUCUGUUGUAAAUAAACUUACGCUACUUACCAUUUGUCAAUAACUAUACUAAAACAUUAAGCUAUUGUUAAUUUGUUUCAUAGUGAUACGAGUGUAAUAUUGUAAUAGUUAUUCUUAAAGAGAACUGAUUUCAAAUAAAAAGUGUAAAUACAUUAGGUACCGAACG
Messenger RNA from Photinus pyralis (common eastern firefly), 1816 nucleotides. RefSeq lists its product as uncharacterized. The record is from RefSeq and is a predicted model, not a curated record. The transcript is spliced from 5 exons. The coding region runs from base 299 to 1582 and encodes 427 amino acids. Lineage: Eukaryota; Metazoa; Arthropoda; Insecta; Coleoptera; Lampyridae.